Molecule: messenger RNA, 2105 nt
Organism: Amphimedon queenslandica
Lineage: Eukaryota; Metazoa; Porifera; Demospongiae; Haplosclerida; Niphatidae
Exons: 8
Coding region: 351-2105 (584 amino acids)
Biological process (GO): signal transduction
Molecular function (GO): protein binding
Source: RefSeq, a predicted model, not a curated record
CACAGCCAAUAGUAAUCAUACCUGAAUCAGCAAAAUUGCCCAAAAUGAACGAAUCAAGUCUGAUAUUAGAACUGCUACAGUCCUGACAAGUAUCAUUGCUGAUCAUGCCUGAUACUCUGACCUGAACCAGUGCAAAACCUUUUCAUGAUAGUGUCGCAACUGAUUUCAUCAUUGUAUCGUGACUGAUUGCCCAAACUGCAUGAUCCAAUACUGAUUUCAGGACUGAUUCAGGCUAGCAUCAAUCCUGAUCCAGAUUUCAACUAUUGGCUGUGCACGUAGUCUCUAUUAUCUAUGGUAUUCUACAAUGCUAUUAUGAUUUAUUUUCUGUAACUUAAGGUGAGACUGUCAAGAUGGCCACUGGUGGAUCAGGAAGGAAUACUGAAUAUAAAGGAUACUUAUUUUAUGAGGAGAAAGGUUUAAAUGAAUAUGUAGCAAUAUUUACAGUAGCUAAAGAUGGAAACACACUCGAUGAUUAUAGGGAAAGGAAGCACCCUAAGACAGUUGGAAUAAUAGAAAUUAUCAACUUUACAUUUGUCCAGCAAGACUCUACACUUACAUCAAGAGGUGAUUAUAUUGAAUUAAAGUUUGAUACUCCACAAUCUAAGCGAACCACUGAUGGAUGGAUUAUUAAACCUCUCACAGUACCUUUUAGAAUAUAUAGAAGUGAUGUUGAUAAGGUUGGUACACCUGGUUAUCCUGACCCUCCCUCCUGCAGUAUAUCAGUACAUGCUACACCUGAUGCUGUUUUUAGACUACGUUAUACUAUGCCAAUGGAAGGUGUGGAUGGAGUUAAUACAUUAGACACGAGAUUAGACAUUGAAAAGAGAUUGAUACGAGGUCCUCUCUUAGACGUUAAUGAUUUACAGUAUGUACUUGACACAUUGAAUGAAGCUGGCUUCUCACCGACGGAAUGGAAAUCUCUUGGUUAUCCUUUAGGAUUAACUUAUGAUACAAAUAAGGCUAUUGAGGCUGAGUAUCCUGGAGAUGAACAAGGAUGUCUUAGGCAGUUUCUAGUGAAAUGGUUUCAGAAAGCUGACCUUGUUGAUUAUAAAGGAGGUCCAAGAAUGACCUCUCUAUGUGUUGCUCUUGAGGACAUUGGUCAAAAAGCAGCAGCUGAUUAUAUUAGAAAGAAUAUUAUUCAUAAAGAUUCUCCAGAGUUACGUCACUAUCGUGAAGCACUUAAGACUAUCGUGAUGUGUCAUCUCACCAAAGCUGUAGUUCAAGGAGAAGCUCGUGUUGGUAAAACCUGUUUCAAGUCACUUCUACUGGAUGAAAAGUACAUCAAAGCAAGUACCGGUAUUGCUGAGCCGAGAGUUGGUAUCUACUGCUACAGACGAGACACUGGGAAACGGUACAAGCUAUUGGAUGUCACAGAGUUAGAAGAAAUUGUUAAGAAUGCUUUGAAAAAAGAUGCAGUAGAAAAAUUCAUCAAUUCUCCACUAGAAAAUCAGGGCAGUGAAGGUCUUGAUGAAAAGAAACCAACCAGAGGAAAUGAAACAGCUGAUGAGACUGACGAUGGAUUUGUUGAUGAAUAUGAAGCCACCGAUAGACCUGGUAAUGGAGAUGGAACGCCUGGAGAUGAAAAUGAAGCACCUGGAGAUGAGAAGGAAAGUUCGCUGAGUAAAGAAGUAAAGAAAGUACUUGACGGAGUGCGACAGUGUUCAGGGAAGGAGAAUCGUCUUGAAGGUGCUCAAUGGCUAUACCUCGUUGAUACAGGAGGUCAAAUUGCUUUUCAAAAGUUGCUUCCAAUUUUUAUGCCGUUUGCUCAAGUUCUUAUUCUGGUUGUUAAUAUUUCAAAAGAGUUGUCUAGCGACUCCACUGCAGUGAUGCACAUUGAAGGCGAGGAUCACAGUGAUGGGAUCACAAAGAUAUUUCAUUCUUCUGCUCACCAUUACAGACUGAUAGGGAUUGGACUGGGUGUAAGAAUGACUGAUCUGAAGGCAACAGAUGAAGCAAUCGAUAAUCUUAUUAAAGUAUUUGAGAGGUGGUUUGAUGCCGAUAAAGAUGUCAGUUGGGAUGCUCUAAAAGAACUUUGUGAAGAAGACUAUCCUGAUGAACUGGGCCAAGCAAAGGCUAAGCUAAAUAAAGCACUUGGCCAUCAGUAG